Molecule: messenger RNA, 8259 nt
Organism: Scylla paramamosain (green mud crab)
Lineage: Eukaryota; Metazoa; Arthropoda; Malacostraca; Decapoda; Portunidae
Product: F-box/WD repeat-containing protein 7-like
Exons: 11
Coding region: 2583-5195 (870 amino acids)
Molecular function (GO): protein binding
Source: RefSeq, a predicted model, not a curated record
UUGUUUCUUGCUUUGUUUGUAUGUUCUUUCCCUUUUGUUUUUAUGUAAUUGUUUAGGUAUGGUCUUGUAAAUUUAUCCGAGUCAUCUUUGUUCUUAGUUUCAGUUUAUUAUCGUUAUUACGUUAUAUUAUGCAAUGUCAUUCUGUGCUUUGAAAAGAAAGGAUAAAUAAGUUUCGUGCAGAAUAGUUAUUUGUACAUGCAAGGAACAUAAAACUCAGGCAGAAUUAGGACAGUGUGAGUGUGUGUGUGUGUGUGUGUGUGUGUGUGUGUGUGUGUGUGACUUUGGAGAUCAGGAUGAGCAGCCACAUAGUGAAUGAUACAAUGUAAUACCAAGCUGUAGGAGAACAUUAUGUAAAUAUAUAGAGGAUGAGUGAUGGCACAUGACUACUGAAUUGUUUUGUUGAGAGACUCUUGCACUCCUCUGGGUCUCAUCACACAAACUAGGACUCAGCAGUAGAUUAAUAUAUGCAGGGUUUAAUAUACAGGGAGGAACUAGGAUGAUAAUGAAUACACAGAAACUAGGACUCAGCAGUAGAUUAAUGUAUGCAGGGUUUAAAAUACAGGGAGAAAAUAGGAUGAUAAUAAAUACACAAACUAGGAUUCAUAGUGAUAGAUUCUAGUUAAAUAGAUCCAGGUUUAAGACACACAUAGUCAGAAACUAGCAGGAUAAUCAUUACUUCCCAAAUCAUACAUAGAGAUUACUGUCUUAUUCUUCUAUGACCAAAUCUUAGAGGCUCAUUGACUCGGUGCAGUUUAACAAGAGAGGAGUCAAGGGGUGCAUAGAGAAUACUAAGGGAAAAUUUUGACAAGAGCUUAAAGAGGAAAGAUUGUAAACUGAAUGGCCUUUUCACCAUCUUGCACUCUUCAAGACAAAACCUUAGAGGCACCUUUACUCACUGCAACUUUACAAAGAGGAGUUAGUAAUAAAACAAGGGGUGCAUAGAAGGAAAUUUUUGACAAGGGUUUAAAGAGGAAAGAUUGUAAACUGAAUGGUGUUUUCACCAUCUUGUAUUCUGAGGACAAAAUCUUAGAAGCUCAUUCACUCACUGCAACUUAACAAAGGAGGAGGAGGUUGUGAUGAAACAAGAGAUGCAUAGAGAGCAGUAAGAUGAAAAUUUGGACAAAGAUUUAAAGAGGAAAGAUUAGAAAGUGGCCUCUUCACCAGCUUAUAAUCUUAUGAUACAACAGAAUCUGGUUUAAGCAAUGCUUAAACCAGCAAGGUGAAGCAAGGCAUGCAUAGGGAACAGUAAGAGGAUGUUUGGAUAAAGAUUUGAGAAAGAAAACAAUUGAAAACUGACUGAUCUUUAUAAAAGCCAGUUUGUAUAAUGCAACUUAACAAGAGAAGGAAAUUAGUGAUGAAAGAAGAAAUGCAUAGAAAAUAUUAAGGGGAAGUUCAGACAAAGAUUCAAAGAGGACAAACUGAAAAGUGACUGGCCUUUUCACUAACCAAGAAGCUGGUUUAAAGACACUUAUCCUUCAAUAUUUGAUUAUUCUUUUGACUUCAACUAAGGGACUGGCACUCAAGUGGUCUUUUUUCAAAAUCUUUGUCACCUUUGACCAUUGCCCUCUUACACAGGAAAAGAAUGUAACUUAACAAACGAGGAGGAGGUUGUGAUGAAACAUGGAAAACUAGUACAUGGAUUUAAGAAGGAAAAAAUUGAAGUGUGUGUGUGACAGUCAUGAUCAGUGUAACUCGAGAUUCCACACUGUACGUCACCCUCUGUCAUAUUGUGAAGAAGCAAGGGAAAUGGUAGUUGAGUAUGAUAUGAUAAAGAUUUAGUUCACUGGAAAGCAGAAAGGAUAUAAAGAUUUAGUUCAUGGGAAAGCAGAAAGGAUAUUGUGCACUGUGUUGAUCUUUUGGGUUUAAAGAGGCUUAUGAGAUUAUGAAUGUGGACUGAUGUGCUAUAAAAUUAGAUUGAAUGAAGUGGAAGGAUGGUGUGCAGUGCAUAUGUAUGAAUGGGAUAUCCUAGGAUUGUCAGGAUUAUUUGUGUAUAUACUUAGCAAAAAUGUUGAAGCCUUUUCUAGUUAUUCUUUUUAUUUACCUAUCAGAAGCAUAAAUCUUGAGUUCUUUUCCACUAUUCUUUUUAUUUACUUAUCAGACAAGCACAAAUACCAAUAAUAUAUCAGAAAAGUUUCAUAUAUCCUGACUCAUCAUUAUAGGAAAGAAUGGUUGAUAAAUCAGUUUUUGGAAGUGAUUUAUUUCCAUUUAGAAGUUGGUCCUGAAAUAGUUAUUAUAAAAACUCAACACAAUCAUCAUUUGUUUUCCCACAUGGUUUUCAGUUAAUCUUGCUAUCAGCUGGACUUGCUUUCCUCACAGAUAUCAUGUCAUAAUUGUCUUGCCUCUUGAAAAAGAUUGAUUAACUUCCUCCACAGUAUUAGUGAUGAAUGAUUCACUACAAACCUUGAUAGUAAAGUAUCUCAAGGGGAAAGAUAAGUGGCAGUGACACAGAGUAGCCACCAGGGUGUUUGAGCCACUGAGCCACAGCAAGCAGUGCAGGAGCUCACUGACUCUCACUGGGAGGCACGGCUCCAGUGACUUGUCCCUACCAAUGUGUCUGUGUGUGGGGGACAUUCCACCACUGUAUGGAGUAUGGUGUUAUGAUGGGUGACCAAGUGGUGGACAUCAAUGUUGCUACAGUGGAGGACCUGGAGACCUUGGUGGGUGUGGGCCGUGCCAAGGCGGAGGCCAUUGUCAACACCCGCACUUCAAUGGUGGAGUUCGGCAGUGUGGAGGACCUGCUGGCAGUGCCAGGCAUCGGCCGGAGUCUGAUUGAACAAAACCGUGUGUGUCUGGUGUGUCGGCCGCUGUCUGGGGCUGGCACGGCGCCCCUCACCCGCCAUGCCGCUGCCCGCCGCAGCCUCCGUCGCGCCUCCCAUGACACCCGGCCACGCCCAGAGCCCCAGCAUGAGCCCCAGGCAGAAGGGCCAGUCACUGGUGGCCGGCUGUCCCGUGGGGCCACCAGGGAGCAAACUGGGGAACACUCCUGCCCCACCAGGCUGCCUGGGUCCGGCCGCCGGGCAGACCCCCGCCCCCGGGAAGACUCCCCACAGGAGGGAGUAGAGGGGGAGGGGAGGAGCUUAGUGCCAGAGGAGGAAGGGAGUGACUGUUGUGAUUGCUGUGGAGGAGGUGGGGCAGUGGGGCAGCAGGAUCCCAGCAACACAGGCCCUGGGGAGGAGGGGGAGCAGGAGGGGGAGGAGGGGCUGGUAGGCUGUGUGGGACAACCUCUGCGGCGUGAACUUCACUGUGGGUGUAGCGAAGCCUUGAGUGGUGGUGGCGGUGGUGGAGGCGGUGGUGUUGGUGGCAGUGGUGGGGGAAGUGGGGGACUGGGUACUGACACCCCCCAUGAGGACACACCCCCAGACCUACCCCUCCAGGUGCCUCAACCAGUCCCCCCACUCGCACUUGCUGAUGGAGACUCCUCCUCAUCUUCCUCCUCGUCCUCCUCGUCCUCUGACGGGGAGGACCCGGGUGAGGGGCAGGAUGAGGACAAUGAGGAUGAUGAGGACGAGGAGGACGAGGAGGGCCACAUGGACGAGGACGGCCUGGAGGAGGAGAGUGACUACUGCAUGACUAUUGACCUGCCAUGCUCACCCUCAGGGGACAAGAAGCAGAUCAAACGCAAGUCAGAGGUUUGUUCAGACUCCAAGGGUGUGUGUCCUGUGAAGAAGUCAUGUAAGGCAGUGGAGCACAGCGGUGAGAACAGCCGCAGAAAGGUGAGUGGUCUGGCAGGCCACAAGGUGUCGCCGCCCCCAGCUGGCCUCAAGUCCUGGCUGGCCAAGUACCAGACUUGGUCACCUGCCCAGAAGCGCUAUGCCCUUGACUCUCUCAUCGACGUCUGUGAUCUUAAUGAGGUACGUCACCUCCACCAAAUCAUCCUGCCCCAGUUCCAGCGGGACUUCAUCUCCUUGCUGCCAAAAGAACUCGCUCUCUACGUGUUAAGCUUCCUCCCCCCGAAGGAUCUCCUGAGGGCAGCUCAGACCUGCAAAUACUGGAACAUCCUGGCAGCUGAUAAUCUCCUGUGGAGAGAGAAGUGCCGGGAGGCCGGCAUAGAGGACCACAUGGUGGUGAUGGACCGCCGCCGCCGCAAGGGCACCAGCAUGAGCCACGUGUCUCCGUACAAGACUGCCUUCAUGCGGCAGCACAGAAUAGAGAUGAACUGGCGCAUGGCCAGUCUCCGGCCCCCACGGGUCCUCAAGGGGCACGAUGAUCACGUCAUCACCUGUCUACAAUUCUCGGGGAACACCAUUGUCUCCGGCUCUGACGACAACACCUUGAAGGUCUGGAACGCCACUUCUGGCAAGUGCAUGCGGACCUUGACGGGACACACGGGCGGCGUCUGGUCAUCCCAGAUGUCUGGCAACCUGAUAGUGAGCGGCAGCACUGAUCGGAUGCUGCGGGUGUGGGACGCUGACACCGGCGAGUGCUACCACAUCCUGUACGGCCACACCUCCACCGUCAGAUGCCUCCACCUCCACGGGAACAAGGUGGUGAGUGGGUCCAGGGACGCCACACUGCGGGUUUGGGACGUGCGCACUGGUGCCUGUGAGCGUGUGCUGGUUGGCCACGUGGCAGCAGUGCGGUGUGUGCAGUACAAUGGGAGGCUGGUGGUGAGCGGGGCAUAUGACUACAUGGUGAAGGUGUGGAAUGCUGAACGUCAGGAAUGCCUCCACACCCUGCAGGGACACACCAACAGGGUCUACUCUCUCCAGUUUGAUGGUGUCCACGUGGUGAGUGGUUCGCUGGACACCAGCAUUCGAGUGUGGGAUGUGGAGACUGGACAGUGCCGCCACACCCUGAUGGGACACCAGAGCCUCACGUCAGGCAUGGAACUCAAAAAUAACAUCCUUAUAUCCGGCAAUGCUGACUCCACUGUCAAGGUGUGGGACAUUGUGACUGGCCGGUGUCUGCAGACUCUCUCAGGGCCCAAUAAGCAUCGGUCCGCAGUCACCUGCCUCCAGUUCAACAACAUGUUUGUGGUGACGUCUUCGGACGACGGGACAGUGAAGCUGUGGGAUGUGCGGACCGGGGAGUUCCUCAGGAAUUUGGUGGCCCUGGAGUCGGGGGGGUCAGGGGGAGUGGUGUGGCGCAUCAGAGCUUCGGACACUAAGCUGGUGUGUGCGGUGGGCAGCAGGAACGGGACCGAGGAAACCAAGCUGCUUGUGUUGGACUUUGAUGUGUACGACAACGUCAAGUGAUACAUGGGGAGGCUAGUGUCAGGCAGUGUGCUGUCCUCCAUGUAUACUUACAAAGUUCAAAGUGAUGUUAUAUUGACUGUGCUGCCAAGUAACCUCGUGGUCAUAGUUUCUCUGGUUGUCAGUUGGACAGUGUUUGUGGUGACUAACAUUUCCCUGGUGCUAAUACUGUACACACAAGGUCGUCAUCGGACACUCACCGUCAUCAUCGUCAUCGUUCACCUCAACCGGGCGGGUUUAGUUAGUGGAUCAUCGUCAUUUCCUUGUGUUGUAAAGUGUCAUCUGAUCUUGCUUUUCUUUGUUGCAGUACGUUCUUCGGCAAACCUGCAUUCAGGUCUUAACAGAGUCUCCUGUCUUCUUCAAAACUCAUUGAGUGUUUUAUUAGUUUGUGUAUUUUUAAGCUUAGUUGAAGAUUGAGUUCUGGUUUGGUAAGGAAAUUCUUUUUGUUUCACAUGUUUCUCUUUAAAGGAGUCAAAUGGAUGGGAUAGAUUUGUAUACCAAGCUAGUGAUGCCCAGACAAGUAUGUGUGUGUGUGUGUGUGUGUGUGUGUGUGUGUGUGUGUGUGUGUGUGUGUGUGUGUGUGUAAGAGAGAAAGAAGCAAGAGCAGUCAUCUGGGCCACUGCUUGGCUGCCGGAUCAUCAGCAAUAACAGUCUAAUGCGCCAAAGUCUGAUGAGCAAAGGAAUGAAGGAAGAGCAUGAUUGCUUGUGUGAUGAGCAAGGGAGGAGUGUGAGGGAGGGCAUGUUUGCUUGGGCAGAGUCUGGCUGGUGGAGAGGACGGCUGGGGCCAAACAUGGAGGCUGCAGCAGAUGGUGGGCAAGCCCAGCCAGACCAGGGGAGAGCCUCAGCCAGUCACCUCAAGGCACACCAGAGUGUCCUCACCUCAAGUACAUAUCACCAAAUGUCUUGCUCAGCGUGUCAGGUCAGAUAUAGUUCACGAAAGCGAUAAUGAAAGGUCAGCAUAAAAAAGGAGUUGUAUAUAUAUUUUUAUAUGUACAAUUUUAUUAGUUUAUCAUUUGACGAAGCACUUUUUACUUGACACACUCAUGGGCCAUACCGAUGCCAUUUUGUUUGGUUUAUAUUGUAGUGUAGGAUGGUUUUCAAAGCUUGUGAAAUACAGAGGCUUUAUGUUGUGUAUGUUUAGGAGACACUUACCUGCUGGGGUGUGUCUCAAGAAGCAAAUUAUUCCAGAAUUUUAUCUGUGAUGCCUUUAUAUUGAUUCACGAAUGGCAGUGUUGCCGGAGCCCUGUCACCUUCCUCUCCUGUAGUUCUCGUUCUGUGUUCUGUUCUUUUUUGCCUCAGAUUAUUUUUUAUAAGGGUCUUGUGCCCUACCAAAAAGAACAGUGUUCUGUAUUAUGUUAUAGGAAGGAAUUUAGCUAUGAUGGAGCAUACAUAGAGGUCUAGUCUGCCAUUUCUGUGUGACAGUCCAUGCUGCUUUUUUUUUUUUUUUUUUUUUUUUUUUUUUUUUUUUUUUUUUUUAGUAAUUUCAUUUUUUGUAUCAGUUUUUUGGUUUAGAAAACAGGAACAGUGAGAAGAGAUGCCAGCAGCGUGGCUUGCAGGCCAUACGGAAAUGUUGGCUGCAGGGGGAGCAUUGCAUUUCCUCAGGACCCCUUCCCUCUGCAGCAAGAGUGGCGGUGGCAGCCACGUGCCACAUGAGGCAUUGCAGUGCCUCACGUGGCCCUGGGCUGAAUGGAGGCGUGGUGCAGCUAAGCAUGUGCUCACCAGUAUGGGCACUUGCUUCUGCUGGCAUGUUUGUGCAGCAUCUGGGCAGCAACUUGCAAACAUUACUGUUUUUGUACACCAGGAUGAAGUGGCAGGUUUUCGUGUCAUUACCUCGUUGCUUGACACUUUCCAUUAUACUCAUUUUUUUGCUUAUUAAAUGACAAAGUGCAUUCUGAAUAUUUUGUCAGUUCCAUUUUGUGUUGAAAAGUUUUAUGAUUGUUCAGGAAAUAAUUUUUGUUCUCUUUUAGAUAGAACCAGUGUUGGGUUGCAGAGGCUCUUAGUGUUCACAUUCAAUUUAUAGUUUGGAGUGAAGCAUGAGAAGGGUUGCAGUGAAUACUACUUGUAAACCUAAACUGAGUUCCUGCCCCACUGUAGUGCCGCUAAGCCAGUCCCUGGAAGCCAGGACCUGGCCUGUGCCAGUCCCUGUCUUGUAACUAGCACGACUAGCUGCCAUGUACUAUUGGUUCCUUCCUCGCUUUUGAGAGGAAGGUUAAUGAACAGUGACCUAGAGCAUGGUUGUUUUGCUGGAGGGCUUGGAGUACGUCGCUGACACGCGGCCACCCAACCAAUGAAAGGUAGCAACACUCAAGGAAAACUGUGCUGACUUAGGCACUGGGUGAUUCCACACAGCAAGCGUCGCUGAGGGGAAGAAAAGAGCGAGAGUAAACAUUUUUAUAUUGCCUGCAAGACCACCCGUAGUCUCUUAGUCGUGAGUAUAUAUAUUGUAUAUAUAUACAUACUUUACCUGCUGCUGAAUAUUCAUAAACAUUUUGUCACUUACUCAGCCGUCCAUUGUUUAGAAUAUAAAAAUGUGUUAUUUUUCCCAUCUGCGCCGAGGAGUGAGGGGUGCGUGGCCUCGCCCGCCGCGCCUCGUCAGGGCUGGGCAUUUGUAAACCUGGAUAAGAAAUAGUUUAGUAUUUUCUUUUCUUUCGGAAGAGAAAUGAGAUUGCUCAAGUUUUUUUAUUCCUUUAUUUUGAAAAUGUGCAUGUAUGUGUAUAAAUAUUUGUAUAUUUAUACAAGAAGUGCAUGAGAACAUAGACAAUUCAUCGCCACACACUGAAGAACACAACCCUCACGCCCACCAACACAGAGAACACUUGAUGCAUAAUACUGAACACCACGGCAGCAGGAAGGGCCGUCGCACGUCCGCCCCUGUCCGCCGUGAGCGCCACACUGAACACUGGGCUGAAGCAAUUUCUUAUAUUUACAUGAACAUACUUAACCUUAAUGUUUGACUUGGGAAUAUGUGGUCAUUACUGUGUAAUUAUGUUUCACCACUUAGAUGAAUACAAGAAAAUGAGUCAUAACUCUUGGUCCUUGUGGUAAUAAAAUUACUCCUUUUUUUUUA